Monopterus albus (swamp eel) is the source of this 1395-nucleotide messenger RNA. Its product is annotated as G1/S-specific cyclin-E2-like. NCBI's taxonomy places the organism in Eukaryota, Metazoa, Chordata, Actinopteri, Synbranchiformes, Synbranchidae. Gene Ontology annotation, molecular function: cyclin-dependent protein serine/threonine kinase regulator activity. The transcript is spliced from 12 exons. Bases 143 to 1270 code for a protein of 375 amino acids. Gene Ontology annotation, biological process: mitotic cell cycle phase transition. The record is from RefSeq and is a predicted model, not a curated record.
AUUGGUCAGUCAAAUCUGGCAACAUUUCUUCGUUGGUUUGUGCCUCGCAAAUAAAGUCAAAGAAGAAGAAGCAACAUUAAUUGGCGCCAGCGGCAAUUUGGAACAUUUCUUUGGCCUGGGAACGGCAGAAGCAGCCACAGCUAUGACUAGACAAAGAAAAGAUCUGCAGAAAAGAUCUGAAAAUGCUCCAGGACAGAAAAGCAAAGUUACUAAGCAGAGCAGCAGAAAAAAGGUUCAGGCCCUGACAAGGCUGCAGUGUGAGAAGAAUCAGCUGGUACUUGAAGGUGUCACUGAGCCUCGUAUUCCUGCCAAGACCUCAAAGAAGGAAGUUAACAUAGACAUUGACGAGCACGACAAUCCUACUCUCACUUUGAGAGGUUCUUUGGUUCAUCCAUCCCCUCUGCCUCAUAUUGGAUGGGUCUUUUCUGAAGAUGUGUGGGUGAAGAUGCUCAACAAGGAGCACAAUUACAGACACAGCAAGAACUUUAUGCACUUGCAUCCCAGGAUACAACCCAGAAUGAGAUCGAUCCUCCUUGACUGGUUAAUGGAGGUGAGUGAGGCGUACACCCUUCACCGUCAGACCUUCUACCUGGCACAGGACUACUUCGACCGGUUCAUGUUGACCCAGAACAACACCGAAAAGAAUGUGCUGCAGCUCAUUGGGAUCACCUGUCUUUUUGUAGCAUCAAAGAUGGAAGAAGCCUGUCCUCCAAAGGUCUCAGAGAUGGCCUAUGUGACUGCAGGGACCUACUAUGAGCAUGAGAUCCUUCAAAUGGAGUUAAUCAUUUUGAAGGCAUUGAGUUGGAACCUUUGUCCUGAAACAGCCAUUUCUUGGCUGAAGCUUUACUUCCAGAUUUCAUCGAGUGCCAACUCUGACCUGCUGGAGCCACAGUUUCCACAGGACAUGUUUGUCCAAAUGACUCGUCUUUUAGAUCUCUGUAUCCUCAACAUAAACUCGCUGGACUUCCAGUAUCGAGUGUUGGCUGCUUCAGUCUUGUGCUAUUUCCUUCAACAGGAAACCGUUGAAAAAGUUUCAGGUCUGUCGAAAGACAUUAUCCAGCCGUGUGUCACCUGGAUGGCUCCCUUUGCUGAAUCGGUGGACAUGUUUGGCCUGGUGACAAUGAGAAGUUUUGUUCAAAUAAAUAAAGACGACAGAUACAACAUCCAGACACACACAGACUACAUGACCAUGCUGGAGCAUGUUGAACAAAAGCUGAACAGCCAGUUCCCCACUUCUCCCAACAGCACAGAGAAAACCUGCUCACAUUGAACAAGACUCGCAGCGAGUGAGAACAGAGGACGCUGGGAUAAUGUCCCACAAAAAAAAAAAGGCUCCUAUCAUAGUCAGCGGAGGAAAUUAAGGGUUAAUUUCACACCUGCUAAUGUGAAAUCUGU